Messenger RNA from Diachasmimorpha longicaudata, 1787 nucleotides. RefSeq lists its product as uncharacterized. The transcript is spliced from 4 exons. The record is from RefSeq and is a predicted model, not a curated record. NCBI's taxonomy places the organism in Eukaryota, Metazoa, Arthropoda, Insecta, Hymenoptera, Braconidae. Bases 94 to 1032 code for a protein of 312 amino acids.
UUCACGUUGAUACCAUCAGAGACUGUAGCAGAAUAUUUCAUGUCAGUCUAGUGUUGAGGAAGUAUUGUGGAAUCGUCAGUUCAUUCAGUGAAAAUGUUGAACCAAAUCAUGCUAAUGACAAUUUUGACAUUAAUUGGUGUCGUCCCAAUCGAUAUAAUCAGUUCCAUACCUAAUAGUCCAACAAAUAAUGAAUCAUCUCCAUCAGAAAUGUCCGAGGCAGUGAUCAAUGAUGAUCAAAACAAACUGGGAGUCUAUGUGGCACCAAAUCGGACGGAUACGAUACCAGUUAUCGUUCAAGCCUUUCAUCAGACCAUCGAUGUCAUAGCUAAGAUGCCGAUAACACCAGGGCCAGCGGAAAAGAGUUUCAGUCCAGCCAAGUGUUCCAAGCUUUCUGGUCAUUCCGCGAAUAUUUUUGAAUUAGUAAUGCUACGAACGAUUCUGCUAGUAGCCGCUCUUAUUUCGGGUAAUUUGGGCGCAUCAACACCAUCAGGCAAUGGAACAUCAUCAACAGAAGAGUCAUCUGUGGCGACAAAUAAUGGCAGCGACAAUCAGCCUGGCUCAACAUCGAUGGCGAAACUAGAUCCCCUUGAUAGUGUCUUCAUACUAUUUCUUCGGAUCGAUGAUCUCCUAGACGAUGUGUUCCAAAUCUUAGAAGACAUAUUAUCACCGAUAACAUUGCCAAUUUCAUUUUUACUGAAGGCACUUCUAACACCAGUUAUUUUCAUCCUACGAGUUCUCCUGCUGGUUGUUGAAAUUCUGCUGACUUUACUUCUUCGGGGAUUAGUGACAUUUGUCCUUGGACCAAUUCUGACGGUUCUCGGACUGGGUGAUCUAGUACCAGCUAUAAACAGCAUACUGGACGUGGUUGACCUUCUCCUCGACAGAGUAUCGUGUUUGCUAGGUCUCCUGGGCUUCUUCAGUGGACUCCUUCCAGGUUGCAGUGGUAAAAGUGCUAUGGAGGUGUGGAGUUCAGAUAUUAACGAGAACGCCCUUGCCGUGUAUCAGAGUGAUGUCGCUUCACGAUGCAUUUGAUCGGAUUUAGUUUAAGCAAACGCAAAUGUUCCACAAUCCUAAUAAACAAGGUCCAUCAGCUGAUUUCUCCCUUGUGAAAUAGAAUCUUCGGCAUUACUAAGUGAUUAGUGGAUUGAAUAGCUUCAGUAGGUUAUCCAUCGAUGGGAUUUAUCGCUAUAUUAGCCCAGCUGUAGGAUUUCAGGAUUAAACUCAAUGAUGCUACAGGCAGAUUUCAAUGUUCCACAUCGACCAACCGAGGGAUUUGCAGAUUCAUCAACGGAUGAACUUGGGAUUCCAUGAAAUACGAGAGGGAUUGACUACGACUACUUUCCAGAAUAGGUUGAUGUUGAGGUUGAAUAAUUUCUCCAUGAGAACCAUCACCUUGAUAUCCAUCUGAACUGAUCAAUUAUCAAAUUAUAGCACUGUAACGCUUGAGAUACUGGAACAAUAAACGAUUAUCGACCGUAGGGUAUUUGUGAAGUAAUUCGAUGAAAGUUACCAUUCCAAAUGAUUGUAGAAAACCUGCAGCUUGCACCUGUGGCCAAUUUCUAAUGACCCAAUUCCGUCACAUAAUUCCGAUGGGCAAAAGCUUCGUGCUGGAGUAUAAGUAUUGACGUCACGAGUGAACUGGUAAUGCAGCUUAUCACUGCCCGCGAGUAGAUCGAAUUAUGAUAAGUGUCGUUUUAUGGAGCGUAUCGUACGUGAAAGAAUCUGAGGGUUGGGUCGGUCUUAACUGACCUUCAGAAUGGUAUAUUGCUAGGGAAAUUUUGGGCAAU